Molecule: messenger RNA, 1845 nt
Organism: Tilletiopsis washingtonensis
Lineage: Eukaryota; Fungi; Basidiomycota; Exobasidiomycetes; Entylomatales
Product: endoplasmic reticulum protein
Exons: 11
Coding region: 66-1796 (576 amino acids)
Biological process (GO): N-glycan processing
Cellular component (GO): glucosidase II complex
Source: RefSeq, a predicted model, not a curated record
CCGCUACGACCUCCUCAGCCUCGCGCUCCCUUCCGCACCUGUGCUCCCUCGCCGCGCACUCGACCAUGCGCCGUUCCUCCUCGCGGGCGCCACGAGGCUCGCGCAGCAGCAAGGCGCAGCUCGUCGCCUUUGUCUCGUGCGCCGUCGCGGCCGCCUCGCUCGCUGGCAGCGCGGCGGCGAGCAGCGCGGGGCGGCCCCGCGGCGUCGCUCCCGAGGACGCUGCCCUCUACGCGCAGCCCGCGCACGGCGCAUCGUGGCGCUGUCUGACAAGCGGCGAGAGCAUUCCCUGGAGCGCCGUCAAUGACGACUACUGCGACUGUGCCGACGGCAGCGACGAGCCAGGCACCUCGGCGUGCCCCAACUCGCGCUUCUACUGCAUCAACGAGGGCCAUCUGCCGGCCUUCAUCCCCUCAUCGCGCGUCAACGACGGCAUCUGCGACGAGGCGUGCUGCGACGGCAGCGACGAGACGAACGGCACGGCUGCGUGCCCGAACCGCUGUGCCAAGAUUGGCAAGCAGUACCGCAAGAAGCUAGCCGAGGCGCAGAACAUCCAGCGGGCAGGCAGCAAGAUCCGCGACCGCUACAUCUCGGACUCGAAGAAGCACCUGGAGAGCACGAGUGCCGAGAUUGCCAAGCUGGAGGUGGAGCUCGAGGUGGCCAAGGAGAAGGAGAGCCGGCUGCGCGCCUCCCUGGAGCUGGCGGAGCGGGCGGACCGCGGCGUGAUUGAGAAGAAGAAGGCCAGUCCGUUGUACGCGACGCUGCGGAAGCACCAGGAGGCCAUGAGUGCGCUGCUGGAGCGCUCCUCGCGGCUCACGAGCGAGCUGCAGCGCCUGACGGAGCUGCUCGACGAUCUGUCGAACGGGUACAACCCCAACAACCAGGACAUGGCGGUCAAGGGCGUCGUCAUGGACUACCGCAAGUGGCGGCGUGCCGGCGGCGACACGUCGGACGUGGCAGAUGAUGAGGCGGCAAAGGUGGAGCGUAACGUGCAGCUCGAUAGCUUGCUGGACGAGGGCGCCUGGCCGGCCAGCAGUGUGCAGGAGCUCUCGGACAGAGAUCCGCUUGAGUUGAUGGACGAUGCAGACUACCCCGCAGACCCGAAGGACUCGGGCAUCCUGUAUCGCAUCCACGAGUACCUGCCCGACGCCGUCGUGCCGUACUUUGAGGCGGGCGUCGACACGCUGCUCGACCUGCUCAUCAAGGCCAACGUCAUCUACGACGUCAAGCGGACACGGCGUGCGGCCGAGGAGGGCGAGCCCGAGAACGUGUCGACCGCCCGCGCGGCGCACCAAAAAGCAGACGACGCCGUGCACGCGCUGCAGCGGGAUCUGGAGAAGAAGCGCGCCGAUCUGGCGCCCGACGAGAAGUGGGGGCGGGAGAAUGAGUUCCGCGCCCUCGAGGGCAAGUGCGUGAGCAAGAACAUGGGCGAGUACACGUACGAGUUCUGCUUCUUCGGCAGCACGAAGCAGAAGCCCAACAAGGGCGGGCCGACGGUGGGGCUGGGCUCCUUUGCACGCUUUGAGCCGCGCGACAAGAAUGCCACGCCGGCCGACGAUGCGUUCUACCUGCGCCAGCUGUACGACAAUGGCGCUCGCUGCUGGAACGGUCCCGCUCGCUCGUCGCUGGUCGACCUCACCUGCGCCACGGAGAAUGCGCUGCUCGAUGUCUUCGAGGCCGAGAAAUGCAUCUACGCCAUGAAGGUCUCGACGCCGGCAGUCUGCAUGCCUCUCACCUCUUCCCCCGCCGCGGCCGCUGGCGCAGCAGACGCGGGCAGCGUGCGCCACAGCGAGCUCUGAUGCAUUGCUGGGAUGCUCCGAAUACCAACUUGUCACUCUGCCUCGCCUG